This is a messenger RNA of Drosophila suzukii, 673 nucleotides long. Its product is annotated as cuticle protein 70, isoforms A and B. The record is from RefSeq and is a predicted model, not a curated record. NCBI's taxonomy places the organism in Eukaryota, Metazoa, Arthropoda, Insecta, Diptera, Drosophilidae.
UGUGUUCUUGCCACGAGUUCAACUUGCACUAAAAACCAAAAUGUUCAAAUACUUUGUUUUUGCCGCUUUCUGCCUGGCCAGCGCUGCUGCCGCUCCGGGAUAUUUGGGAGGACUAGCUUCUCCGGCCUUGCCACUGGCUGCAGCUCCGGCUAUUUCCUAUGGACAUGCUCUGGCUGGUCCUUCCAUCGCCUCCUAUGGACUGGCCCCCAGGCUUAGUUAUGCCUCCCCGGCCUUGGCGCAUGGUCCUCUGGCUGGUCCCGCCAUUUCGACCUACGGAUUGGGACUGAGUCAUGGUCACCUUGGCCUGGCUCACGGUUCCCUGGGCCUGGCUUCUGCUCCUCUGGGUCUGGCUCAUGGUUCUUUGGGACUGGCUCAUGCUCCUCUGGCUGCUCCCUUGGGACUGGGCUACAAGUCGGCCUACCCAGCUCUGGCUGCUCCUGGCUACGGACUGGCCCAUGGCUGGUAAGGAUAGUCCGUCCCAUACAACAUCGUUUUCUGCAUUGCUUUCGUUUCGUUUGGAUCGGAGAGAGGUGAAGGAGAAUACACAGAGAAAGUGAGAGAAAAAGAGAGGAUACAGCGGAGAUUUGUAAAAUUAAAUCAAGUUCUCAAAAAUCGGAUUGUGAAAAAUGGGUUUGAUGUUGAAAUAUAUUUCGUUUGAAUUUAUAAAAAUCAA